This is a messenger RNA of Pistacia vera, 769 nucleotides long. RefSeq lists its product as uncharacterized. The record is from RefSeq and is a predicted model, not a curated record. The transcript has 8 exons. Bases 43 to 678 code for a protein of 211 amino acids. NCBI's taxonomy places the organism in Eukaryota, Viridiplantae, Streptophyta, Magnoliopsida, Sapindales, Anacardiaceae.
UGUCACUCUCUCUGGCGCUUGAAUUUAAAGAAACCACCAAAAAUGUCCGCAGCGAAAUCGAUCUCCCGAAAACGAGGCUCAGCCUCAGUACUCACGAAGUCGGAUUCGAAUCACCGAGUCGUGGACGUGGACGAUUUUGAUCUCGAUGUCUCCAGUGACUUGAAAGGCAUAAUGUCGGCACUUCAGCUGAUAAAAGAGAAAGCGCAAAAUGACGAUCGAAAGAAGAAAGAAGAAACAAUUUCUAGUGUGGCCGCUGAAGUCAGGUCUAAGAUUGAUGAAUUGAAGUCAAAACUUGAGAAGGAUAGACAAGGUUUUGCUAAGGCACUUUCCAAGAACUCCAAAGAGUGCGAGAGUCGCUUAAAGCAUGAGACUGCAAAGUUUCAAGAGGUUUAUGAGAAAUUCUGCAAGGAAAGAGAUGCCCACCUCCAGGUCUUAAAAGAUACUAUUUCCAAAUUUGAGGAAGACAAGGAAAGGCUGUUCACGCGCUAUGAACAACUGAGGAAGAAAGAGAAGAGUUUAAUAUCGGAACAAGAGAAAUAUUGCGCAGACAAAAUUGCUAAAUUGGAGGAGUCGUUGAAAAAGAAGAAGCAGGAUGACAAAACUUUCAGCCUUUUGCGGAAAACUCUCGGUUCAUUUCUUGACGAUGCCUCAGACGAGGACUUUCCGCCUGAUGAUUGAAGAUCUACUUCACCAAUUGAGCGCUGAAGACAUCCAACUCAUAAUUUUUUUUUUAAUCUUUAAGAAAGAAGAUUAUAGUAUAUUGUCUCUG